AGUAAAGAGACGUGGCCAUACUAUGGUGGGAGUCAGUUCUGUUAUAGUAGGCCACGAGGUAGCAGCUCCGGUGCUCCUGCAGGUGUAGACGAUCGCCACAAACUCUCUCUUAGUUUCUGCUGGCGCGCCAGGCUUCUCGUUUUGCCGGAGUGCGCCGCUCCGUGAAAAUCGAGCUACGCUACGAGAUUGCCUCGAAAGCGAUCCGGACAAUGAAAACGCGAAAUCUGUGCAAUAUCGCGUGAUAAAUUAGUGAUCGAACGAUCGAGUCGUUCGAAAUCCGGCGAAUUAACAUCAUAUACCACAUCGAUUUCUAUUAAUUUAUCGCUGCAUUCGCUAAGAGAUUACAAUUUUAAUUUGAUCGUCGACAUGAAACGACGACGUCUUUAUUGGCCACGCACGGAUCGAUAAUGCGAUUGCAUUGCAAAAAUUGGAUCGCAAGCGAUCGAUACACCACAAAUUUUCCGUGAAGCAUCGUGCAAAUAUAAAUCGUACGAGCGGUGCGUUCGAUUGCUGAUCGCUUGACCGUUUAAACUGCACCGAGUCUUUAGAAGGAGAAAGCAGGAGAAGUUGAAGAGUUCAGCCAGCUGAAAAAAAAGCGCCUUUCCUUGACAAUUACGAUUCGUCGGAUUCGAUCUUGUUUCCAACUAUUUUUUUCCUCUCAGAAACGCGUUUUCUUCGAAAUCGCACACAAUUCGCCGUAAAACAAAUUCGUUUAAAUUAAAACAACGAUAAAGAAAAAACAAGAAAAGGAAGAUUGCAUUCUAAAAGACAUUAACAGAGUUCAUCCAUCGAACAGCAAGGGAAAAUCGAGAGAGAAAAAUUAUUAUUUCGUUGAUCGAGCAAGUCACGGUUAGCUUUGAUCGUUUGUCUAUUUUUUUUUUUUCUAUCAGACUUCUAAUGUUUCGCGACUUUGUAAUUAUUCCGCAUGCCAACAAAACGAGAAAAUGAAAGAAUAUUAAUUCUUUCUCAUUUCAAAGUUUCUUAUCACGAUCUGUGAACACGUGCUUUUCUUGGAUUUUAACACCGGCACGCGAACGAUGGAUUUUUGAGAAGAACUCGUUUUUCCAGCCGGUUCACGAACGUGAGAUGAUUAGCAAACUCUUGUUGAGCUUUUGGAUACUCGGAUGCAUCAAUCUUUAUGGAGACUCGGCGAUUGCGCAAGAAUGGCCGACGCCACUCGACGAGUCCGCGGACGAGAAAAACGACGCCGAAAUCUUUCGAGCGGUCGUCGAAUCAAUGAGACAGUGGACGUUGCAUAAACAGUUGCAGCACAGAACCAAGAGAGAAGUUUCCAAAGUUUGCUACGAAGAUGUCGGCUGCUUCGAGGACACGGGACCUUUUAGCUAUCUGGAAAUGCUUCCGUCACCACCCAAAGAAGUUGGCACUAGAUUUUUAGUGUACGGCAGCAGAAAGGCGAGAUCGAUUCCGAUGGAAGUUCCUGCCGAUGAUAUAAACGAUAACGCACACCGUGCCAUAGAUCCCGAUCUACCCACCAAAGUGAUUGUACAUGGGUUCGGAUCCAGCUGCGAUCACGUCUGGGUUUACGAAAUGAGAUCCGCCCUAAUGACCGUGCACGAAUGUAAUAUAGUAUGUGUCGACUGGGGUCCAGGAAGCGCAGUUCCUAACUACGUAAGGGCGGCUGCCAAUACUCGUCUGGUUGGCCGACAAUUAGCCAAACUAGUUCGAAGUUUGAACGUACCUUUGGAGAAGGUUCACUUGAUCGGUUUCAGCCUGGGUGCCCACGUGGCUGGAUUUGCCGGUGCUGAACUAGGGAACGUCUCCAGAAUCACAGGACUAGAUCCUGCAGGACCGCUGUUCGAGUCCCAGGAUCCAAGAGCUCGACUCGACAAAACAGAUGCCAACUUCGUCGACGUGAUUCAUAGCAAUGGUGAACAACUGUUGCUCGGUGGUUUGGGAUCCUGGCAGCCUAUGGGUGAUGUCGAUUUCUAUCCUAAUGGUGGCAGAAUGCAAACAGGUUGCUCCAAUCUAUUUCUCGGCGCAGUAUCCGAUAUUAUCUGGUCAAGCGCUGUUGAGGGUAGAUCGCUGUGCAACCACCGAAGAGCCUACAAGCUGUUCACCGACUCUGUCAGCCCCAAGUGCCGAUUCCCGGCGUUUCCCUGCGACAAUGGUUACGACGGUCUUCUCCGUGGCGAGUGUUUCCCCUGCGGCGUGAACGGUAUGGGCAGGCCCUGCGGCGAUAUGGGUUAUUACAGCGACGAGUCACCGGCCAGGGGGCAGCUUUACUUGGUGACGAGGGACGAAGAACCUUUCUGCGCCCACCAGUACCAAGUGAAGGUGUACAACAGCCGCAGUGAAAGACCUGCAAGGAGUUACGGGAAGUUACAGGUGACUCUGGUCGGAGAAGGAUCUUUCAACGACACGUUCGCGAUGACGCGAAAGGACGAGGAGCUUCUGGUUGGCUCGAUUCUCCAGAAAAUUGUUGUUCCGCACCCGGCGAUUUCGACGGUGGAAGCUAUCGAGAUCAAAUACACAGCGUACAGCGGUUGGAUCUCUUCGGGCUUAGUGUCCUGGGGCAUCGACAAAGUGGCCAUCGUCGAUAGCUUUGGGAAAACGCUGUCCGUCUGCAAGAAAGGAUUAAGCUUAGAAUCUGGGAAGCCAGUGUUCCUCCCUCUAUUCGCGGGAGAAUGCAACGUCCCUGCGGAAUCGGACAACUCGACAACGUCCCCGGCGACGAUGGAACGUCUGAUAGAGGAGAAACAAGGCGGCAUCGGCCCGUUCACCAAGGAACAGAACUACGAGAUGAAAGACGAUAGAACGGAAACAAUCUCGAAGGAGAGGACUGCCGCGCCACUGUCCUCGUCGAAAGGUUUGGGUCCAUUCACCAAAGAACAAAACGUGCGAAUGAUCGAACGAAAGGAGAGCUUCAAGCCGGGCCACUUCGAGGAAACGAGCAGUCGCGGUAGCGGUUCGAACAAUCCUUGGAACAUCGUCGACAUAUCCAGCGACGGGGAUUCCAACUCUUUGGAAAAUUCAGACUCCGAGAGGGGUAGAGGAUUCUCUGGUCCGAAUUUCUUCGGUGCUAGAAGCUCAUCCCCGGAUCCUUCGGUGGAACCAACGACCGAAUUCCUCCCGGAAAUUCGCGAGCCUGUGCUGCAAGUGGACAAGAAGGAAACAGGAAGGUCUUUGAAAUUCCCGGAGAUCACGGAGCCGAUAUUGAGGCCCCGUUCGGCGAGGCAGAAUACCAGGAACGAGGUUCACGGCCGUGAGAAGCAGAAGGAGGAGAUACAGGAGACGUCCUCUACGUCCAGAGCGUUCACGGUUCAGUUCCUACCUGAGAGGUUGGCUGGGAUCUUGGCACAGGCCGAGAGGUACGCUAGGCAAACGCUCCUUCCUUUGAUUUCGCAGUACACGCCCAGCUUCGUGACUGGGACGCGGUUCGAGGAACCGAAAUACUUUCCACCUUUGGGCGAGAUUGCCUCGAAGAAUCAUCGAGAGACCAAUGAAUCGGCGAUGGCGAGCAACGAUCACCAACGUCAACGAAGUGACGAUCGAAUUGGUAAAACUGACAACGAGUCUUUCAUGGAAGCGAAAAUGAAAAAUUCUUCCAACGCUACGUCGAUGGAAGUACUACCAGUCGCGGAAGCGAAUUCUCAGGAGAGAGAUCUAAAUUCAACGAGAAUCGACGAGAGCAACGAGUGGACACCCAUGGAACACUCCACCACAUUAAACUCCGUAUCUAGGAAAGACUUUAACGCGUCCAGGUCCCUGAAUUGGGAACACGAGAAAUACAACUGGUCCAUGCAAACGACGUUGGAAAACAGUAGCUCGGAAAUGGACGAUUGGGUGCCUAUUACGGUUAAAAGCGAAAUCGAAAUGUCCGAGGCUUCGAACAAUGUGUCUAACGAGAUCGGUUUGACUCACGCUGUUACCGACAAACAGAUCGAGACUGUUCAAACAUCUGGACAGGAAGCUGUGACGAUGAAAAACACUAGGAAUAACACGGACGAAGAAAGAGUGAAAGACGAGAGGAAGUACAUACCACUGAUCAAUCCGAGUACCGAAGAAUUACCGUCGACGAGCACGAAUGAUAUCUCAGAGACUGGCUCGAGUUCCUCCACGUACUCGCCGUACUCUCACAUUCAGAAAAUACCCAGACCGAUCGAGACGAGAGCUGGAGGAAGUUCGACGAGGAGAAGUAUGGUCUUCCCAUACGCGUACGAGAAGAAAAAGGAUCCGAGGACUAGGUAUAUACCUUUGAUACCGGAGGAAGAUAUGGGAAGGUCUCACUCUUCGUUCGAAAGAGAACGCUGAACCAAUUGAAACGAGAAAGAUUUAUUGGAAUUAAUGUAUAUUGGAACAGUGGAUCUGUGGAAUCAUCGUUGAAGAUACGUUCCAUUCUGACAAACUUCUGGUUCCUCAUUGACUUUUUCUAUUGUUCGUAGUUGUCGUUGAUGAAUAAUAUCAUCAUCAUCAUUCUCUGUGGAGCGUGUGUAUCGAAUUUGCGUUGGUAACGUUGGUCAGUAGAAAUCGACGGCUUUAUAAAGAACGCUUUGAAGAUGUUUUUUGGUAAAAAUUGGAGCCUUAACUUUAUUUUUGUAUAUAGGAAUUUUUUUUACAAUAUAUAUAAUAUAUAUAUAUAUAUAUAGCUUCGCUGAAAUCUGUUUCUUUCACAUUCGUUACCGUCAAUUAAUUCUUAAUUAUUAUCAUCGUCAUCUGUGUUUCCCCCAUGUAUUUUACUUAUGUCGAACGGACGAUCGUAAGAGCGAAAAAAUCCCACUUUUGUAUAUAAUGACCCGAUCAUUGGAAAUUGCGAAACGAAUAUCGCUGAAAUAGCAUUAUAUUUCUUUCUCAUUUUUUUUUUUUUUUUCUCGUAAUAAUAUGUACAUCUAGGGUCUGCGCAAGCCACGUUUACUGACGGUGGUGCGCGCUGACGAUAGUCAAAAGUAUGGAAGAGAUGAUUCAAGUGGAUUUCUAUGUGUAUCUAUAAUAUAUCUGUUUUUACUUAAAAUAAAUAACCAUUUUUAAAAAGAAAAA
This is a messenger RNA of Frieseomelitta varia, 4995 nucleotides long. RefSeq lists its product as uncharacterized. Lineage: Eukaryota; Metazoa; Arthropoda; Insecta; Hymenoptera; Apidae. Bases 1087 to 4272 code for a protein of 1061 amino acids. The record is from RefSeq and is a predicted model, not a curated record. The transcript is spliced from 7 exons. Gene Ontology annotation, biological process: lipid metabolic process. Gene Ontology annotation, molecular function: lipase activity.